AUGUCUAUUAAGCUGGUUAUUGGGGGUUGCGUCAUCAACGUCAUCACCGCUUACGCGCCGCAAUCGGGCUUAGACGAGGAGGUUAAGAGGCGCUUUUGGGAGGACUUGGAUGAUAUGGUGAGUAGUAUUCCCCAAUCUGAGAAGUUAGUUAUUGGAGGGGACUUUAAUGGUCAUAUUGGGGCUGAUGCUGGUGGUUAUGGUGAGGUGCACGGUGGCUUCGGCUUUGGGGUUAGGAACGGAGGAGGCACGUCACUGCUUGAUUUCGCCAGGGCUUCCGAGCUUUUGAUUGCGAACUCGACAUUUCAGAAGAGGGAGGAGCAUUUGGUCACCUUCAAGAGUUCGGCGGCGAGGACUCAGAUAGAUUACCUCCUCCUCAGAAGGAGCGAUAGGGGUAUAUGCAAGGACUGCAAGGUUAUUCCGGGAGAGUCCCUUUCGACUCUUCAUAGACUCCUAGUGAUGGANAUGUCGGUCUCUGGGUGA
Molecule: messenger RNA, 480 nt
Organism: Nicotiana tabacum (common tobacco)
Lineage: Eukaryota; Viridiplantae; Streptophyta; Magnoliopsida; Solanales; Solanaceae
Source: RefSeq, a predicted model, not a curated record